This is a messenger RNA of Panicum hallii, 1535 nucleotides long. Its product is annotated as malate dehydrogenase, mitochondrial-like. The record is from RefSeq and is a predicted model, not a curated record. The transcript has 7 exons. Gene Ontology annotation, molecular function: L-malate dehydrogenase (NAD+) activity. Gene Ontology annotation, biological process: tricarboxylic acid cycle; malate metabolic process. Lineage: Eukaryota; Viridiplantae; Streptophyta; Magnoliopsida; Poales; Poaceae. Gene Ontology annotation, cellular component: cytoplasm; mitochondrion. Bases 179 to 1201 code for a protein of 340 amino acids.
ACCACCACCAACAUCCCUUCAGAUCCCAUCCACCCUUUGGGACCCUUCCUCCUGACCCCUCCCUCUAUUAAAUCACCACCACCACCCGCCGCCGCCGCCGCCAGCCUGACCUCCUCCGCUCCCCUCCCUAGUCCAGGCGAGACGCGCCCCCGAGCGAGCCCAACUCCGAAAAGCCGCGAUGAGGUCGUCUCUGCUGAAAUCCACGUCCGAGCUCCUCCGCCGCAGCCGCGGCUACUCCUCCUCGGCCAACCCGGAGCGGAAGGUGGCCAUCCUGGGCGCGGCGGGCGGCAUCGGGCAGCCGCUCGCGCUCCUCAUGAAGCUCAACCCGCUCGUCUCCUCCCUCUCCCUCUACGAUAUCGCGGGGACCGUCGGCGUCGCCGCGGACGUGUCCCACAUCAACUCCCCCGCACUGGUGAAGGGGUUCAUGGGGGAUGACCAGCUCGGGGAGGCGCUGGAGGGAUCCGACGUCGUUAUCAUCCCCGCCGGGGUGCCCAGGAAGCCCGGCAUGACCAGGGACGACCUCUUCAACAUCAACGCUGGCAUUGUUAAGGCGCUCAGCACCGCCAUCGCCAAGCACUGCCCCAACGCUCUUGUCAAUAUGAUCAGCAACCCUGUCAACUCCACUGUCCCGAUUGCAGCGGAGGUUUUCAAGAAGGCUGGCACUUAUGAUGAGAAGAAGCUGUUUGGUGUGACCACUCUUGAUGUUGUUCGUGCUAAAACUUUUUAUGCUGGAAAGGCGGGCGUGCCAGUUACUGAGGUGAAUGUUCCUGUUGUCGGGGGCCAUGCGGGUAUUACUAUUCUGCCACUCUUCUCGCAGGCCACUCCUGCAAGCAAUUCACUGUCCCAAGAAGACAUCGUGGCCCUCACCAAGAGGACACAAGAUGGUGGAACGGAGGUUGUUGAAGCAAAGGCUGGAAAGGGCUCUGCAACAUUGUCCAUGGCAUAUGCUGGUGCUGUUUUUGCAGAUGCAUGCUUGAAGGGUCUGAAUGGAGUUCCUGACAUUGUAGAGUGCUCUUUUGUGCAAUCAACUGUGACGGAGUUGCCGUUCUUUGCCUCCAAGGUGCGCCUCGGCAAGAAUGGAGUGGAGGAAGUGCUUGGUCUGGGCGAGCUCUCCGACUUUGAGAAGAAGGGGCUGGAAAGCCUCAAGGGCGAGCUCAAGGCUUCCAUUGAGAAGGGUAUCAAGUUCGCCCACGGGAACUAGGCACUUUGCACAGACUCUUAACAAUUCAUAUAUCAAGCUGAGGAGAUCUCUUGGAAUUUUUUUUUGAUCGCCUUUUCUGCCCCUCUUCUGCUGGGAAGUAGAGGUGUUGUGAUCCACAAUAAAAAUCCAGCGGCUUAGUUGCCAACCUGAAUGAAACCUGAACCGGAAACAACCACACCGGUCACCGGUGCCUUUUGUGCUCGGCCAAUUGCUUGGUGAGCCGUGACGGAAAUGGGAACGGACUUGCCACUUGCUCGAUCCCACUUGUUAUUCUGGUAUUGUAUCGGUACCAGGGCUCCAUGUCAUACUGGAAUUCAAAUUAUUGGGGCUGCUA